Salvia miltiorrhiza (redroot sage) is the source of this 1329-nucleotide messenger RNA. RefSeq names its product probable phosphopantothenoylcysteine decarboxylase. The transcript is spliced from 3 exons. Bases 296 to 931 code for a protein of 211 amino acids. The record is from RefSeq and is a predicted model, not a curated record. Lineage: Eukaryota; Viridiplantae; Streptophyta; Magnoliopsida; Lamiales; Lamiaceae. Gene Ontology annotation, molecular function: phosphopantothenoylcysteine decarboxylase activity; FMN binding. Gene Ontology annotation, cellular component: phosphopantothenoylcysteine decarboxylase complex. Gene Ontology annotation, biological process: coenzyme A biosynthetic process.
UUUGGUAAUGCUUGUCUCAAUUGCGUGCUGUUGCUGUUGCUGCUGCACUGCUCGAAAUUGUAUAUUGUGGAGAUGGAUUAACUUUGUUGUUAUCUUGCAGGGCAUGGCAUUUUAUGAUUAAUUCGUGUUGUUACAGCUGCUGAAGAGCUAAGCCCCCUCCUCACCACGAAUUAAUCAUAAAAUGCCAUGCCCUGCAAGAUGACAACAAUUUUACUCCUAACUACUUCAGUUUCCCUCUUCUUCUUCACUAUCUCUUUCAUCUGUGGGUUUUCGCUGUUCAUCUCGAUUUUAGGAUAUGGCACAUGUAGAACCUGAGAAUAUGGAGAUGAACUUGUAUCAAGUGAAUAGUGCUGUGAGGAGACCUCGUAUCCUGCUCGCUGCCAGUGGAAGUGUGGCUGCAAUAAAAUUUGCUAAUCUUUGUCAUUGUUUCUCCGAGUGGGCGGAAGUGAAAGCUGUUGCUACCCAGGCAUCUCUCCAUUUCGUAGACAGGAUAGCUCUUCCCAAGGAUGUAAUACUUUACACUGAUGAGGAUGAAUGGUCGAGUUGGAAAAAAAUAGGUGAUAAUGUGCUCCAUAUUGAGUUGCGUAAAUGGGCUGAUAUCAUGGUCAUCGCACCUUUGUCUGCUAAUACACUUGCCAAGAUUGCCGGAGGUUUAUGUGAUAACUUACUGACCUGCAUUGUACGGGCAUGGGACUACAGCAAGCCAAUGUUUGUAGCGCCAGCCAUGAAUACCCUCAUGUGGAACAACCCUUUCACUGAACGCCAUCUCAUGGGGAUCGAUGAUCUUGGAAUCUCACUUAUCCCCCCAGUGAAGAAGAGGCUGGCCUGUGGAGACUAUGGAAACGGUGCAAUGGCUGAACCUUCCCUAAUAUACUCGACUGUAAGACUUUUCUUUGAGACUCGAGAACAAUCAAGUGGUGGCAAUGUUUAGUCUGAUAUGUUGCAAGCUUCUCAUCCAUUUCAUGGGGGAAAUAGCAUGUCUCAGGUUUGUUACUCGAACAAUCUCUUACUUGUAGUGUGGUUGUGAAAACUGCAAUCUGCUGUUAGAAAUUUUACUGUUUGCAAUUCGAAAUCGUGUGCUCUUGUGUUAGAGUGUUAGCAAUUUUACUGUUUGCAAUUCGAAAUCGUGUGCUCGUGUGCUGUUAGAGUGUUUUCCACAUGCAACAGUUGGAGAGAUUUAGAUUUGUAUUGUCUAGGCAUAGGCCAUAGAUUGAUUAUAUGUGAUUUUUUUUCCUAGUAUGAGAUGCAUAUUCAUCCAUUGUUGUCAUGCAGUUUGCAUAAAAAUUGUUCAUUUAAGGGUUGCGUCUAAAUACGCAAACUUUCAUUCAA